GCAUGUAUAUAGAAAAUGCCUUUAGUCAACAAUCUCAAUGAUAAAAAUACACUAGUUCAUAUGGAGCGUAGCAGCAGUUUUGAUGGUGACAUGAUCUAUAAAGAGGAACAUGGUUCAAAUGAAAGUCUUUUAGCCAAUUAUCUUGAACCACCUCCAAUACCAAUUUAUAAAGUAAAUGGGCAUUAUUGUGCAACUGAAGAAACUAGCUUGCAUUGUCACACUAAAGAUACAGCUAAACAACAUGCAACACGUUUAGCUCAGCGUAAACUAAUUGUUGCUAGCAUUGUGUGUUUACUUUUUAUGAUUGGUGAAUUUAUUGGGGGAUAUUUUUCAAACAGUUUGGCAAUUAUGACUGAUGCUGCUCAUUUGUUAUCAGAUUUUGGCAGUUUUAUGAUUAGCUUAUUUGCAUUGUGGCUUGGCACUAAAAAACCUUCUAAAAAGUUAUCUUUUGGUUGGCAUAGGGCAGAGGUAAUGGGUGCCUUCCUAUCAGUUCUGAUUAUUUGGGUAUUGACUGGAGUUCUUGUAUUUGAAGCUAUUAAACGUGUCAUGAAUCAUAAUUAUGAACUUGAUCCUGUUGUAAUGUUGAUUACAUCUGGAGUUGGUGUAGUUGUUAAUAUCGUACUAGGAAUAAUUUUAGCCAAGACUGGACAUGGUCAUUCGCAUGGUCUUGGUGGUCAUAAUCAUUCACAUGGUGUUUCAAGUUCACAAGAUCAAAGAUCACCAAAUGUUUCUAAUGAAUUAUCUAUAAAUAAUGAAAAUGUAUUACUUAUUCAAAAAACAAAAUCAAAAGUAAGAAAAGACCUUAAUGUUCGUGCAGCUUUUAUCCAUGCUCUUGGAGAUCUUGUCCAAAGUAUUGGUGUUUUUUUUGCAGCAUUGAUUAUAUAUUUUAAGCCAAAUUGGAAAAUUAUGGAUCCUAUUUGCACGUUUCUGUUUUCGUUGCUUGUUUUGUUUACAACUUUAACAAUUCUUAAAGACAUUCUUUUAGUAUUGAUGGAAGGCACACCAAAAGGAUUAGAUUUCAAGGAAGUAUUUGAAGAUUUGCAAAAUAUUCAAGCUGUAAAAAUGGUUCAUAACUUACACUUGUGGUCAUUAACUAUGGAUACACCGGCUCUUUCAGUGCAUCUGGCUAUAGAUGAUUCUAGAUCGACUCACAGCGUACUCCGAGAGGCGCAAACUCUUGUGUCUCGUAAAUAUGAUAUUCACCAUUCUACAAUUCAAGUUGAGAAGUUUCAAGAUCAAAUGGAAAAUUGUUCAAUGUGUGAAGUGCCUAAAGAUUGAUUUUUAUGAAAUUUGUUACUUUUUUACGAUUUUAUAUUUUAAGUUAAAUUAAAAUUUUUUAUAAUUUAAAAAAAUUAAAUGCACUAUUUUUUCAUUUUUAAUUUAUAAUUGUUAAUGUUAUAAAAUCUUAAUUUAUAAUUGGUAAUGUUAUAUAUAAAGGUUUUGUACAUUUUCUUGAACUGUUCGAAGAAAGUUUA
Messenger RNA from Hydra vulgaris (swiftwater hydra), 1475 nucleotides. RefSeq names its product proton-coupled zinc antiporter SLC30A2. The record is from RefSeq and is a predicted model, not a curated record. Lineage: Eukaryota; Metazoa; Cnidaria; Hydrozoa; Anthoathecata; Hydridae. Gene Ontology annotation, molecular function: zinc ion transmembrane transporter activity. Gene Ontology annotation, biological process: zinc ion transmembrane transport; response to zinc ion. Gene Ontology annotation, cellular component: plasma membrane.